Macadamia integrifolia is the source of this 1692-nucleotide messenger RNA. Its product is annotated as mitochondrial carnitine/acylcarnitine carrier-like protein. The record is from RefSeq and is a predicted model, not a curated record. Gene Ontology annotation, biological process: mitochondrial L-ornithine transmembrane transport. Bases 542 to 1435 code for a protein of 297 amino acids. Gene Ontology annotation, molecular function: L-ornithine transmembrane transporter activity. The transcript is spliced from 4 exons. NCBI's taxonomy places the organism in Eukaryota, Viridiplantae, Streptophyta, Magnoliopsida, Proteales, Proteaceae.
CAACCGCACUACUAUUUACCCAAUAUUUCUGGAGCUGACUGUAUUCUCUCUCAAGGUUUCCCUCUCAGCAUUUGUUUUCGGGUUUAAUCUGAUUCUUUUGAGAGAGAGAGAUUUUCACUUGGUGGAGAGGGUUCGAUGAGAGAUUGGUUUCCUAAGUUCUACAACCCAUCCUCAUCAUCUGCUUCUGCUCUUCAUUUCCAACCAUACCUCAUCAUUGCCUCUUUUGUCUUUCUCCAAUCUAACCAUCCGUUUUUAACUCUCUCUCUCUCUCUCUUGGUUUGUGGCUCUGAAUCUUUCUGUUUCCUCUGUUCUUCCCUCCUUUUGAUUCUAACGUUAAACGAAGAAACUGUGUCUUUUCCUACCGAAGAAAUGGGAAGAACGGAAUCAUCGUUGGAAAGUAGUUCUGUUUUACUGGCGACGAGAGAAUGUUUCUAAUUUUUUGAUUGGAGAUUUCAAUUCAUGAUUUUAGGUUGCAGAGAAGUGAGGUUCACUUUACUGUGAGUUCUUCGUGGGUUUUGGAGAAAUAUCUAGCUUCCUUACGAUGGCAGACAUAGCUAAAGACUUAACUGCUGGAACCGUCGGAGGGGCUGCACAGUUGGUAUGUGGUCACCCCUUUGACACGAUCAAGGUCAAGCUCCAGAGCCAGCCUACCCCAGCCCCUGGCCAGCUUCCCAAGUAUUCAGGUGCCAUGGAUGCUGUUAAGCAAACAAUUGCAGCUGAAGGCCCGAGGGGCUUGUACAAAGGUAUGGGUGCGCCACUUGCCACUGUGGCAGCUUUCAAUGCUGUCCUUUUCACUGCGAGAGGACAGAUGGAAGCAUUGUUGAGGUCCGAACCUGGUGCUCCCCUUUCAGUCAACCAGCAAGUUGUUUGUGGGGCUGGGGCUGGAGUUGCUGUCUCCUUCCUUGCAUGCCCCACCGAGUUGAUCAAGUGCAGGUUGCAAGCCCAAAGUGCUUUGGCAGAUUCUGGUUCUGCAUCAGGGGCAACAAAGUAUGGAGGGCCAAUGGAUGUUGCAAGGCAUGUUCUCCGAUCGGAAGGGGGUACAAGAGGCCUCUUCAAAGGUCUAGUUCCCACUCUUGCACGUGAAGUCCCUGGAAAUGCUGUGAUGUUUGGUGUGUAUGAAGGCUUCAAGAUGUUCCUUGCAGGGGGCCAAGACACUUCUAGUCUUGGUAGGGGCUCUUUAAUUGCUGCUGGAGGCUUAGCUGGUGGCUCUUUCUGGCUCUCGGUUUAUCCAACUGAUGUAGUGAAGAGUGUUAUUCAGGUAGAUGACUACAAGAAUCCUAAGUUCUCUGGUUCUAUUGAUGCAUUCAAGAAAAUUUUAGCAUCUGAGGGAGUCAAAGGCUUGUACAAAGGAUUUGGGCCUGCAAUGGCCCGUAGUGUUCCUGCAAAUGCAGCAUGCUUUUUAGCCUAUGAAGUGACAAGAUCCAGCUUGGGAUGAAAGCCAGUUGGAGAGAUAGUAACGAUUCUUUCCAGCCAGCCAAAGGAUUCUGGGGAUUGUUAUUGAUAAUUUCUUUUUGGAGUACCUGUUAUUGCCAAUGUUGCUAUUACUGCAUGAUUUUAUUGUUUCGUGAAGACCCUUUUAUUCAAACCAGUUGUCUUCAGAUGUCUUCUAAGCAAUAUAGCAUUGACUUGUAAUUCCAGGAAGAAUUCUCUUUGAACUUUUAAUGCAAUAAAAUUGUUGUUACAAGUUCCCCA